Harpia harpyja (harpy eagle) is the source of this 7576-nucleotide messenger RNA. It is a transcript of the gene COL25A1, whose product is annotated as collagen type XXV alpha 1 chain. The record is from RefSeq and is a predicted model, not a curated record. NCBI's taxonomy places the organism in Eukaryota, Metazoa, Chordata, Aves, Accipitriformes, Accipitridae. The coding region runs from base 366 to 2426 and encodes 686 amino acids. The transcript is spliced from 37 exons.
GCCUGAAAACCUCUCUGACAAGUGGCAAAGCGUUAGCAGAGCACGCUGCUCCCUCCGAAGGGCGGGUGGAAGCCGCGGGGGCUCGCCCCCGCACCCAGCCCUGCUGCCGGCUUUCGGCUCCUCGCCCCCCCCCGCCCCUGCUGCGGGGCUGAGUCGCGACCCGCUGCCGGGCAGCGUGCGGUGCGGGCUGCGGUGCGCGCCGCCGCUUCGCCUGGAAAGUGUGUGAGCCGGUCGCGGGCUUUUCUUCUACUUGCCGCGUUUAUUUUUAUUUUUUUUUAAACUAUUUUUCUGCAUUUUCCUUAUUUAUCUUCUCGUACUUUAUUGUCACUGUUUUUGUUGCCGCUGUUUGUAAACUAAUUGCCUCCAUGGGGGGCGGAGGAAAGGAAAUCAAAGCUGCCGCAGCUGAAGGGUGUAAAAGCAUGCUGGGGAAGAGCCGAGGAGCCGCAGGACGGGAUGGCAGCGGGAAGCCCGGCUGCGGCGGGGACCGCUGCCCGCGGCGGGCCGGGCCGUGCGGCUCGGCGCUGGCGGCUCUCCUCUCGGCGCUGGCGGCGGCCUCCUGCGUCUACCUGGGGGUGCGGACCAGCGACCUCCAGGCCAGGGUCGCGGCCAUCGAGGGCGCCCGAGGGGGCUUCUCUGCCGCCGCCUCGCUCCCGCCGCUGCCCGGCUUUUCCCUGGAGCAGCUGAACGCGAUGAUGCAGGAGAAAGUGGAGCGACUUCUCGCCCAGAAAUCCUACGAGCACUUGGCAAAAAUACGAGUAGCGAGAGAAGCGCCUCCAGAGUGCAGCUGCCCACCAGGUCCUCCAGGGAAAAGAGGUAAGCGGGGCAGAAGAGGAGAGACUGGACCUCCUGGUCAGCCUGGUCCUCAAGGCCCUCCUGGUCCAAAGGGUGAGAAGGGAGAUCAAGGUGAUCAGGGCCCUCGGAUGGUGUUUCCUAAAAUCAAUCAUGGGUUUCUCUCUGCUGAUCAGCAGCUCAUUAAACGCCGCCUCAUUAAGGGGGACCAAGGACAAGCUGGACCCCCUGGGCCUCCAGGGCCACCAGGACCCAGAGGUCCCCCAGGAGAUACCGGCAAAGAUGGUCCUCGUGGGAUGCCUGGCAUACCGGGUGAACCAGGAAAACCAGGAGAACAAGGAUUGACAGGACCUCAGGGGCCUCCAGGACAAAAGGGUUCUGUCGGAGUGCCUGGUGUUCCAGGGAGAGACGGACAAGUGGGUGAACCUGGUCUGCCUGGCAUAGCAGGAGAGAAGGGAGCAGCAGGGCUUAAGGGUGACCCUGGAGAAAGAGGAGAAAAGGGUGAUGCUGGAGAAAAUGGACCGAAGGGUGACACAGGAGAAAAGGGUGACCCUGGUUCUUCUGCUGCAGGAAUUAAGGGUGAACCUGGUGAAUCUGGACGGCCUGGACAAAAGGGUGAACCAGGUCUUCCUGGGCUUCCUGGACUCCCUGGGAUAAAGGGUGAACCAGGUUUCAUUGGUCCGCAAGGAGAACCGGGGUUGCCAGGGCUGCCAGGAACAAAGGGUGACAGAGGAGAGGCAGGCCCUGUUGGGAAGGGUGAGCGAGGUGAACCUGGAGUCCCUGGACCAAAGGGGAAAACAGGUGAACCUGGAUCUAGAGGCCCAAAAGGGUCAAAGGGUGAUACUGGUGACAGAGGUGACACGGGAUCUGCAGGUCCACGGGGACCACCUGGACAGAAGGGUGACCAAGGUGCAACAGAGAUAAUUGAUUAUAAUGGCAAUAUCCAUGAAGCUCUGCAGAGGAUUGCCACCCUGACUGUCACGGGGCCACCAGGACCACCAGGACCCCAAGGGCUGCAAGGGCCAAAGGGUGAACCAGGAUCCCCAGGAACUCCAGGAGUUGAUGGGGAGCAGGGUCCUAAAGGCUCAAAAGGAGAUACAGGUGAUCCUGGAAUGCCUGGAGAAAAGGGAGGAAUUGGACUGCCUGGCCUGCCAGGAGCCAAUGGUAUGAAAGGCGAAAAAGGAGAUGUUGGUUUGCCUGGUGCCCAAGGUCCUUCAAUGAUAGGACCACCUGGACCACCAGGGCCACAUGGUCCUCCAGGCCCUAUGGGACCUCAUGGACUGCCUGGCCCAAAGGGUGUAGAUGGCCCAGUUGGUCCCCAUGGCCCCGCAGGUCCUAAAGGAGACAGAGGUGAAAAGGGAACUGUAGGUGACCCUGGACCCAGAGGACCAUACGGCUUGCCUGGCAAAGAUGGCGAGCCUGGCCUUGAUGGUUUCCCCGGUCCUCGAGGAGAAAAGGGUGAUAUAGGAGAAAAGGGAGAAAAGGGAUUCCGUGGAAUUAAGGGGGAAAAAGGGGAGCCAGGCCAGCCUGGCCUGGAUGGGCUGGAUGCCCCUUGCCAAUUGGGUCCCGAUGGAUUACCAAUGCCUGGCUGUUGGCAAAAGGGAGUCACACCAUGGCUUAUUGCUAAAAAGAGAUAAACCAGAGGAGGAUAGAAAGAGGCCUUGAAUUUUUGGGGAAUAGAGUUCCAGCUGCAGGUGGAUGGCUUCCAGUCUUGCGGGUCACCUGGCCCCUUUGAUCAAAGAGGGUCCCGCCUGUUAAUCAGCAUCGGUUUGCCUUGCACUGCUCACGGUCGUGAAGACAUUCACGAUAGGCCCUGUCGAGUCCUUAAUCAAGGAGGAAAGAAGUUUGAAGAAGAAACCAGACUUCUCUGUGGGUUGUUUGAAGAGGUUACAGAGGUGCUGCAGGGAUCAUUUGAUGGCAGACACCGCCUGAGACCAGAAGCUUCUCAACCUUACUCAAGGAUGGACAGAGUAUGUGCUCUGCGUAUUGUAUUUUGGGACUGCUGGAGGAAAAAGCAUUCUUGAGGCGGGGAUAAAUCGGAACAUGCUCUGGAGGAGGAGGAUAAUGGAACUGACCAGAGACAUAUGUACCAUGGUGUGGUUUUCAGGUGAUUCAGUUUAAAUUACACAAAACUAGCUGAACUUCGCUGCAGAAUUUUGGAAGUUAUGGUUAAUUUUGUUUCCUUUUCCCAUAACUGUUGCCAUAAAGGAUGCAUUUCAAUAAUCUAUUCAACAUUUGUGAUGAUGGCAUUGAAGAAAAUGCUUCAAGCCAUGUGUUCAUCUUGUUUCAGUAUUAACAGUUUUUAUUUCAGAGUCUUUGAAGCCUUUAAGUCUAAAAAAGAGUUUAUUUUUGUGUUUCACAGACUGAUUUAUUCAUCUUGUUCUUUUUCUGCUGUUACAGUGACCUUAGUGGACAUUAUUACUCAAAAAACAUUGGAGAGAAACAAGUCUGUGUGAUUACCACUGCAUACUUGUCAUCGCACUACACUGUUAAAGGUGUCGAUAUUUCUCCAUUUCUGUUCAGAUUACUAGCUUUCUAGAGAAAGAUUGGCAAAGUUUUGCUUCUCCACUUUUUUUAUUGCUAUAAAUACUUAAUUUGUGCACAUUUGUAGUUUUUGCCACAAGGUAUUUUUUCCAGUUUUGAGUCUUCAUAUGGUGCACUGUAGUUAGUUUGAGAGAUUAGUUUAUGAGAAAUGGUGCCAUAUUUGGCAGAUGGAAAUUCUUUUUAUAUCACUUCCGUUCCUAGUGUAUAGCAGGAGGAUCACAAACUUUUUUAGUUACUUUUCUGAGAGUUGUCUUUCAUAUGUAGACCAAAACUAACGUUGAGGAAGGCAGCCUGUCUCCAUCCAUGUGCGGGCACCUUGCCCUUCUUGGAAUGCACAUUCUUCCUUGCUCCAUCAUUUCUAAAUUGCGUGAAGAUGGGGACCUGCUGUGGUUGCACUUUUCAUAUUGCUUCACAAUCUCAGAUCAAUGGAAAUGCCACUAUAAUGCAAUCUUUCACUUUGCUAAAUCUUUGUUGUCAUUUUGGUAUAUCAGAGACAAAACCAGCUUUGCACUGGGGAAAAUCUUCCACAGAUUUUUUUAAACUAAAAAUUAAUUUAGUGGCAUCUAUCUAGUAGUACCUUACAAAUAAAAACAAAAUUCCAACGCUAUAUAGAUACAUAUACUGAAUAUACAUAUUCUUACUGCUCAGUUCCAUCUUUUCAAUAGUAAGAAAUAAACAAGUGUUCAGAGAUAGGAGGAAAAAAGUUUUUCUGUGCUUAAAUUUUCAGAGAUGCAAGUAUUAACCUGUUUGAAUAAUCAUGAUUACAGUAGUAAAAGCCUUCACAUGGAAUAGACUGAAUAUAAAGUGUUAAUAAUCAGAGUGCUACAGCAGUAAUGUGAAUGAGGGACUUCCCAGAAAGGGGACAAGAGCAGCACCAUGUAAGCCCUCCGACUUGCCAGUUUUAGUCUGCUUGUUUAAGAAGCACUAUCUCAAAAAACAACAGGCUGAGGAGCAAGCUGCCCACCUAACAGAAGAGUCUUUUAUGCCUAUGUCCUGACUUGGUACGUUUGGCUAGGUAUAUUAUAGAUGUGAAGACUGGAAGUUGAGUGUUUUUACAAAAUAUAAAAUACUGGCAAUUACACAGUAAGACGAAAUAUUUUUUAAAUCUCCCUCAGAGUAUUCAAAGGCAAAAUCAAGUAGGAUGUUUACUAUCUGGCUAGAUGUUUUAGCAAUUCCAUAUUGAGAGUGUCCACAAACAACUCAUUUAAGAAAUAGCAACAAGUUAAAGAGCUAUUAAAUGCAUGCUGUCAUUAGCACUUUCAUAUUUUUUAGAUUUGUAUAUCUGUAUUUUUAAACUGUCCUCACAGCAUCCAUUUCUGUCCUCAUAUGCAUCAAUAAAGCUAGCAGAACCUUGGUUCAUGAUUUCUUCAUUCGGGAAAUAAUUAUAGACACUACUGUUAAGCGUUAGUCAAAACUCAAUUCUCCUUUAACUCCCUGACACUGAGACCCUGCUGAAGAAACACUUAAGGACCUUUAUUCACUUUCUUUUCUGUCUUGUAAAGUAAUUUCUUUAUUUAACUCCCACCAGGUAGGAAUACUUUUUUUUUCCCAAAUAAUCUUACUUAACUUUUUUAAGCUUCUCUGUUGUUCAAUAUCAUGAAAGGUUCAUUCCCUUUCAAUGACCAUGGGUGAACAGCAGAUAAACAAUUUAAUUUGACAGGCUAAACUACAUUUAUAGAUUUGACUUUAAUAUUUGCAUCUCAAAGAUUGACUUGAAAUGAAAACUAACAGUAUCUAGAAAAGUUGCAUGUUCAGUACAAGAAAAAAAGAAUUGUGUUUAAUAUUUCAUCAAGAAAAGCACCCUGUGAAGACUUGCAACAUGUUUAUUUUGUUUAAAAAGCAACUAUUUUUGGUGCUAGUAUAUCUUUUUUCUUUUGAUGGCAAAGCUACAGUUUGAUCCACCUGUGUGUUGUUGUAUCUUUUAGUAGCAUUCCUCCAAAUAGAUAUGAUUUGUUUUGUUUAGUUUGUGACAGGAACAGUAGUUCCUCUACCAGUCUUUUCAGUUGUAGAAAUGUGUAGUGGUAUUAGUCUACACAGUUUCUACAUCCCUGACUUUUUCAGGUAUGAUUAAUUCUUGUUUCUUUGAGAGUUUUUAGUAUUUGUUUCAUACCAAGUUUUGUAAUCAUCUGUUACUCCAGUGUAUUAUAACCACACUGUGCCGAAGUCCUGCUACAGAAGCAGCAAGUCUUUUAAGCACUGUAUGGAAUAUGUCUGACAUACAUGGUCCUUGUCUUCAUAUUCAUAGAUUAGCUAUGGAGAAUCUUUCUUUCAGGAUGCUUUGGACACCUUUUUAUUUUUUCCUGAGGUAAAGCAUGAAAUGUUAAUUCAUGGAACAAUGAUACAAUGUAUUUUUUUGAUUUAUAUUUUUAUUUAUUGCUGAUUUUGAUGUCACGUUCUGAUAGUGUAGCAAGGCAGAAUGACACUCUUCAUCCAGCUGCUUAUAUAUUCUUCUAGUCUACCAUGUAAGUAGUAUGAAUGAGUUUCAGAAUGAUCAAAUCCAUAUACGUCCACAUGUGUAAAGUACAGUUUAAAAAGGGAUAAUUCUUAAGAUUCAUGUACAGUGUGGAAAGUUAGCAUUGGCUCCACUGAGCGUUACGCUCGUGGAAGAGUGCACAUCGGCAUCAGUUACUCAGUUAGGCCAGCAGAAGAGACGAUGCAACCCUAAAUGAGAUGAGCAGACCUUUGGUCCUUGUGGGAAGGUGGUGCUGCAUAAGGCCACGUCAGGAGAUGUUGGUUCGGAUCCUGGAUCCCGUUGGGAUUUAGAAAGAGCCGUCCCACUGACUGCCACAGAACCAGGAUUGUAAACCUGGGCUCAGCCAUGCAAGGCUCUUCAAUUGGCUGUGCCUCCCUUUCCCCAGCAAUGAAAUGGAGAGAGUGAUGCAUCCUUCCCUUGCAAAGCGCUUUAAGACAUGCAGAAGGACGGACCCAGGUAUUGUGCUUAGUAACAAGGGGAUUAUUACCAACUUCAACAGUGGGGUUUUGCCUGAAUCAGGACCACUUCGGUGAGUAAGAACUGCAGGGAUACUCCCAGUCUAUUGAAUGUGAUGAAGAUGUUCAAGGCAUGCAGAAGUUGACCUUUCCUUUCAAGUUUCCUAAUCCCUGCUGCUUGACCAUCUUAAAUUACGUUUUUAAAUCUCUGUAUUUUACCUAAUGAGAGACCUAAAUUUUCACACUAAAGAGUCGCACAAAACACAAGUAUCUGCAAAGAUACUGGUCAAAAGAAAGUAGGUUUUAGUCAUUGCAAAAAAUGAUUCAAUUUCAGUGACCAGAAUUAAAAGUAACACCUGAUUUUUUUUUUUUUUCCUUUCUGCAACUUGCUUUUAUGGAUCUGAAUGUUGCUGUAAUGUACAAAUGAAGGUUUUCUUGCACCCUCUGUUAUUGAAAUAUUUUACAUGGUGGUUGGCUUCAUUAAAUGCUGUUAGAAACAAGUGCCUGCCACCAUCAUUUUUGACAGAAUUUGAAAAAGAUACUCCACAAAACAAGUGGAGCUUGUAUUUAAAAAAAGGAUUUGGAGUGUUGUUUUUGUUUCAUUUUGUUUUUAAAUGCAUCCAAUUAUCAAUGCUGCUUGGAAAUUGAAUUUUCUUUGGAAAACAGGGGGCCUUAACUUAACCUGGGACCGUUAGUGUUUUACUUGUUUCUAUUUAAAAAAGAAAUUGUAUGAAUUUCCCAGAUACCAUUGGUACUUGCACACUUCUCUGAAGUAUUAUGAAGAGUUGGGUUGGUGGAAGAAUGUUUUACAUAUUGUUAACAUAUAUGUGGAUAUUCUUAUAUUAUUGUACAUGUUUGGGAAAAUAUCACACAACUUUAAAAAUGUUACUAAGAUGUAUGUAUCUGACUUUUUCCUUUGGAAAAUAUUAUAUAUUUUUAUUUGUAUUUUUUACUUUUUUAAGUUCAUCUAUAUGUGCCGUUAUUUUUGUAUUCCAAAUGGUCUCAUAAACGCAGUAGAAGAGAUAAAAAUACAAAGAAAAGUAAUUUGGCAAGGAUUACAAUGCUUGGGGGGAAAAACACAUGGGUCAGUAUCAUAUUAUCAAUAGUAGAAGUAUUUUGAGUGUCUUAGCACUGUAAAUAUGUCAUGAGACCUCUUUUGAUGAGUAGCGUAAAGACUUGCAAGGUUUUAAUCACCCAUUUUAAUUUGUUAUUAAUUACCACUUUCUUGUGGCCUCUGGUCCUGACUUAAUUGAACCCUAUCAAACAGCAUGCUUUUGUUUUUAUUAUUAAAAUUUCUCCUUGUUUUUCAGUUGAA